Hyphopichia burtonii NRRL Y-1933 is the source of this 3402-nucleotide messenger RNA. It is a transcript of the gene AXL1, whose product is annotated as Axl1p. NCBI's taxonomy places the organism in Eukaryota, Fungi, Ascomycota, Pichiomycetes, Serinales, Debaryomycetaceae. The transcript has a single exon. Gene Ontology annotation, molecular function: metalloendopeptidase activity; metal ion binding. The record is from RefSeq and is a predicted model, not a curated record. Bases 1 to 3402 code for a protein of 1133 amino acids. Gene Ontology annotation, cellular component: cytosol; mitochondrion. Gene Ontology annotation, biological process: peptide catabolic process.
AUGAACGAUUACACCAGUGUACCGGGAGAGUUUCUGGUGCCGUUGUCCCAUAGGAACCGCAGUUACAGGCUUGUGCAGUUGCGAAAUGGUUUGGUGGCCUUACUAAUAUCAGAUCCAGCGAAAUGUUCUGCUGCUGCUGCAUUAUGCGUUGCAGCCGGCUCGAAUAAUGAUCCUUCCAACAUCCCCGGCCUAGCCCAUCUAGUGGAGCAUAUGGUUUUCAUGGGCACCAAGAGCUUCCCCAAGCCGGAUUAUUUGCAAGAGUUGGUCUACCAGAAUAACGGUCUGGUAAAUGCAUACACCACUAAUGAAAAAACCUGUUUCCAUUGGGAAAUUCCUUCAACGGGCUUGAUCAAAGAUGAAAAUCCUUUUGAGUUGGUAUUGAAGGUGUUUGCGUCUUUCUUCAAGGAUCCGAUUUUCAAUGCAAAACACAUACGCUCCGAGAUUCUGAAUGUAAACUCUGAGCAUUUCUUGAACUUGAAGUCUCUUGAUAAAAAAUUCUACCAUUCACUCAAGAUACUAGCGAAUAGAGCCCACCCUUUCCAUAAAUUUGGUACUGGUGAUGAGAGUACUCUUCAUUCAAACCCAAAGCUACUCAACUUGAAUUUGAAAAAAGAGGUUGCUCUUUUUUUCAAACUCCAUUAUAUUGCAAAUAAUAUGACUUUGGUGUUAAAGGGACCGCAAUCGCUAAAUUUCCUAGCCAAGCUAGCCAUCGCCAACUUCAUUGGCAUUCCCCGAGAACCAACGCUCCCCGUCUUUCCCUCGGUGGCUCUCCCUCGUUACGAUUGCAAUGCUUUCUCGUCCUCUAACACGAACAAGCUAUUACGCGUUGAGUCCGCAAAUGACUCGAAACUAAGAAUGAUCUUCCCUCUUUGCAAGUUAAAGUCUCAUCCGUAUAUAGAGGAAUUGAAACGUACUUGGGUCCACCUACUAGGUGAAGAAUCCAAAAACUCCUUGUGUGAUUACUUGAUUAAUGAAAAAUUUUGGUCAACUUCAAUAAUAGCAUCCACCCAAAAUCUCACCUAUGAUGAAUCGGUUUUGAUAAUUGAGAUUUCCCUAACUUUAAAGGGAAGAAAUAAUUUAGAAAACCUCAUUAUUGAGAUCUUCAGCUUCCUAUAUAAUGUUUUGUUUGAUACUCCUGCUUCAUCGAUAUCGUCCUUCUUGCACAACAUUUCAAUUAUUGAUAAUUUGAAUUAUCUUCAUCAAGAUUUAUCUGUUUCCUCCGUCAACGAAGUUACUAAUCUAAGUGAGACCCUUUUAAACUUGAACAUCGUUGGUGGUAACCGAAACUUAAUAAAAGGGUUCGUCACUUGGGGCGAUAAGGUCUCUUCGGAAGACUAUCUUAGCGAAUCAUGGUGGGCGUCAUUGGCAGAGAUUUUUCUUUCAACAACAAGAGAGACUUUGUCUCUCAGUAACUUCAAUCUAAUUAUAAUUGACUCAAACCACCCACCCACUGAAAGUACUUUGGUUGAUGAAUACUACCAUUUCAAGUAUCUGGUUUCUCAGUUCGAUCCUUUAUAUUAUUAUACCAAAUUACAUCCUUCGCCGAUAUCUUUUUCGCAGUCAAAUUUUUUUGCGGACCAAUUUAACCUAAACGAUAUUUACAAUUCACUAAAUUCUAUUUCGUCUCAGAUUCAUAAUAACCCUUUGAGUUUUAUACCCCAGCCCGAAGCAAAAGACUCUUUGGAACCUAUGACGUUAUACGAUCAUAGUGGAAAUCAUGAAUUAUGGUAUCACAAAGCUAAUUCGCCCAACAAAAUGGCUUUAUCUUUCAAAACUCAACUUUUCUUUGAAAAUACUGCAAAAUUGACGGUAGGCAUCGAAAUAUUAUGUGAUUUAAUUGGUACAGACUUCAAAACAGAAUUCUACCCUGCUGAGCAAGUUGGCUGUUCUUGGGGGUUGUAUCCGUGUGUAAAUAGUACUUGCUCGAUUCUGGUCACUAUUUGUGGGUUAGCUGUAAAUUUUGUACAAUUUUUAACAAAUUUUAUUCAAAAAUUAUUGCAAAAUCUUCAAAAUGUCAAAGAGUUAGAGUAUCAAACCUUUAAGAAAUCUAAAGUUAAGCUACGUAAGAAAUACGAAAACAUACUAGAUGCAAAUGGGAUCAGUAAAAUUUUUGCAGCUUCGUAUGUCUUCUUAGAAGAAAAAGUUUGGACUUUGGAUGAAAGAAUCGAUGCAUUCGAAGAAAUUGAAAUUGACGAUCUAAUUAAUAUAAGUGGUUCAUUCUUGAAUGGCUUGUCAUAUACCACCAUCUUAAUCACUUCUCCUCCUGAUUUUGAUGAAACAGUUCAAAUACUGAAAAUCAUUAAUCUGUUCACUAAUCACGAAAAACUUUCAAGUGAUACAACCAAAACUUUAGAUCUACCUUCGAGCUACCUUUUACCCAGAGGGUUUGAUUAUACCUAUCAAAUGCAAACAACCGAUCCCUCAAACAUUAUAUUUUAUUAUGUCCAAAUAGGUGAGAAUGAUUGUGAACUAAAGAAAGCAUUAUGUUUCCUAACCUCUUACUUUAUAUCGCAAAAUAUAUCAAACGAAUUAAGAACAAAAAGGCAAUUAGGCUACUCAAUAAUUUCAGAUGUUAAAAUUUUAAGAAGAAGCUUAGGUAUUCAUAUAACGAUAGCAAGUGAAAAAUAUCUACCUGCUUAUUUGAAGACCGAAAUUGAAAGCUAUUUAGAAGAAUUGAAUCAGAUGAUAUCUUUUUUCACCAACGAUGAAUUUAGUCAAUUGAAGGAUCAGUUUCUAAUAACCCACAAGAGCAACUUAACCAGUGUAGAAUCUAAUGGUUCUUCCUUAGGUCUCCAACCCAGCAUUAGUAGUAGCAACGAGCUCCAAGGCACAUUAUAUGAUGUUCAUAAGCUUCAGUGGGAAAAGAUAAUGAAUAAAAAUCAUGAGUUUUCGAAAAAUAAGAGAGAAAGUGAAAUUGACUACGAUAUCGUUAGGGGUUUAACCCAAAAUGACAUGGUGAUUUUUUUCAGAGAGUUCGUAUCACCAGUUUCUGAUUUGAAAAGAUCUCUUUCUUUAUUCAUGCAAACGAAAUGCGAUAUCCAUGAACUUACAAAUUCUUAUCUAAAGAAACAAUUACAUAUUUAUCUUGAUCUACAGAGUAUUCAAUUAUCAGACGAAGAAAUUGAAAAUAUUGUUGAGAAAUGCAAUGGAAGUCCUAUAAUGUUACCAAAAGAAAUAUUUAAAGUCUUAAGAAAGAAAGACAUCAGUAAGAGUAUCAAGUACUUUAAGAAAUCUUAUGUUAAUAUUAGUAAAUCAAGUAUUGCCUCUUUUUUCAUAAAACAAAAACAUAAUACUGAUCAUAUCGAAAAGAGCGAUGAUAUUGAGCUAAAAUCCCCGAGUGAGUUACAUGAAAACUGUGAAGUCAUUGCCAAUAAAAUGGCCAAUCUUGAAUUGCUAUGUUGA